Messenger RNA from Haliotis rubra (blacklip abalone), 1620 nucleotides. RefSeq names its product NXPE family member 4-like. The transcript has 5 exons. The record is from RefSeq and is a predicted model, not a curated record. Bases 1 to 1620 code for a protein of 539 amino acids. NCBI's taxonomy places the organism in Eukaryota, Metazoa, Mollusca, Gastropoda, Lepetellida, Haliotidae.
AUGACUUCAUCUUCUGGGAACAGCUGCAGCGAUAAGUUAAACAGGAACAAAAGUCGCAUCUACUUGGAAAUGAUCAUUACAGAAGCUUUUGAAUCCGAACAAUCUGGGUUCUUCCCAAUGUUGGCGGCUGAUUUCUCCAAACUCCAUAUCAACUACGCUAUCCGUCUUGAAGGAGAAAGACUGUAUUUAUCCCAAUCUGAAAUGAUGCAUGACUGGAAGCAGUCAGACACGAAGAAGUGUACAAGUGCCAAAACCUCCAAGAUGACACUCUUGAAUGAUAAAGUUGUUUUUGUCAUCGGCGAUGAAAUCCGCGUUAAUAUUGACACUUACGAUUCCCAUGGGAACAAGAAAAAUUGCGGAGGGGAUUUCCUACGACUUUGGAUGGAGGAUAAAAGAUUGGGAGCUUCCGUUGCUGGUCACGUCAUCGACCAUAACAACGGAAGCUAUACUGGCGUGAUCAGGGCAUUGUGGGAAGGUGCAGCUUCAAUUAGGUGUUUCAUUGAAAGGAGGAAAGAAGAAAUUGCCAUGUUUUAUGACAUCUUGGAGAAGAAUCAUGCACUGUGGGUGCCAAAGAGGGAGUUUGUUUCCAAUGGUUUUGUCGAGAGUACAGAGUGUUCUAUUAAACCUGACAAUUUCCAAAGCUACUGUAAUUUUACGGAUAUGAACUAUGGGUUUCCAUGGUUCUGUGCCAGGCCGAAUAAGUUAAAGUGUGAAGAUUGGAAGAAUUCCUGGUCUGAGAACAGAGGAUACCCACCCGAUGACCCCUACCAGAGGAGCAUAUACUAUCUAUCUGUCAAGGGAAACGACGAUGAUCUGCCGACAAAGAUUCAUAUCACAGUUGUUUAUAAAAAUACAUUAAAGGACUUACAACUAUCCAGACCAACAACCCCGUGCAACAGACUUCCGCCGGAAAUGACGUGGAGGAUGGUGUCUCCAGUCGGCCUCUUUUUUGGUGGCGCCUUUCAGCCAACGUUGUGUCUGGACAAUUUGUCCUUGACUCCAAAGACAUACCGCAGGUGCUUGAAGAACAAACGUCUGUGGCUGCACGGAGACUCGACGAGUCAACAGUUCAAAAGAAGCCUCCACUACACCCUCGGUAUUCCCGACGUAAGCACUGGCCAUAACCCUCAGCUUCUCACGGACAAAGAGGAUAACUUUUCCGUGUCUUGGUAUGCACAUGAAUUCCCAUUUUUCCACGGAGCUGAACGAUUUGCGCCCACAGUAAAUAAACCCCAACAUCUUCUUCUCGACAGUCUUCCAGAUAACACGGAGGAUAUUGUCGUCCUAUACAUAUACGUCCACUUUAAUUUGGUUCAUCCUGACGUGUACCGUGAACAUAUUCGUGUGAUGGUGCGGUCAGUGGGCAAGUUGUUGUCACGUGCUCCGAAAGUGACCAUAGCUGUUCGAGGUCCACAUGCCUAUUACAGAAGUUUUGCACAGGAGCUCGUGUCUUACUGGGGAUUAAUUUAUUCAGACAUACUCAGAAAAGAGUUCGCUCCCUUUGCUGACAGAGUUGUCUACCUUGACUUUUGGGAUUUGACGGUUGCAGUUGGGCCGGAACAUGUUCACCCAGACAUGAUCAUUGUUAAAUCAAUGAUAUUUCUUGCAGACAGAUGCUGA